GUUGUUGAACAGAGACACUAUUAUAGGGGAGAAAAAUCCACAGCCUUGGGAUCAUAUUAUUAUUCAAACACAAGAGGGCAGCAGGGCCAAAUGAAUCAUUUAAUGUUGGGUUUGUCUUUGUGCUUAUUGCCAGUCUGUGACCUUUAUGGGGAUGAAUGUUUGAAGUUUGCAAUGUCUUGAUAAAGGUCACAGACUGAAAUGCUAGCAUUAGAUGUGUGUUAGAUGAGUGUUAAUUAAGUGAAUAGAAAGAAGGGGUUUCCUAUCAGCUCAAUUUCCAUGGGAAUUGUGAGUCUUAAAAAUCCCAUUAAAGCUUUGUGGAUAAAACUGUGAUGAAAUUACUCAUUUGAUGUGUUCAAGACUCACAGAAAAUGAGAAGAUUAGAGGAAUUAUUGAAGCUUUCUUUAGGUUGAUAUGGGGUUGACCUUUGCCUCCAACACGAGAGAGUGCCUUGCUGUCUGACAGAACCUAAUCACAGGUCAAAGUCUGCUCUCUGGUUGGCAGAGCCAGUAGGAGCAGAGUCUGUUUUUGUCCCUCACUGUCUCCGCUCCUCUCACCCUGCUAACAACACCUCGCCUUGAGGAGAGCUUCCUUUGCUUGGAUUGUCACCGGUUCAACACCAUGCUGCUUCAGACUGUGGUCCUUCUCCUCCUCUGCGUGUCCACGGGCAUGUGUGCCACUUUGGGCCACUACCAGACUCAAGCAAAGGAGGAGGAGGAGGCCCCUGCUGUUACUGAUGGUGCUGGAGCAGCUGCCUCUGUAGAGGAACCUAAAGAAGAUAUAGCUCCUGCAGAUGCCAGAGUAGGUGAUUCACCUGCAGUCGAGGUACCGGCAGCUGACUCCCUUUUUGGUGACAAUCUACUUGCAAAAAUACUUUCAGUGGAUAGCCCAGCAGCUGACAAACCUGAAGUAGAUGUCCCCGUAGCAGAUGGUGCAACAGCCAAAGAGCCAGGGACGAAAAGCGAUAGGCCUGCUGGAGAUGCCCCUGCUAUGGAAGCUCUUACUGCUGAAGCUGUCGCCCAGGAGCAACCUUCUUCUGAGGAGGAGUGGAAUGAAAUCAAACCAGUCCAGACAAUCCAGUUCCUGAACAGACCCUUGGUACUUGAAGAUGAUAACAAUUGGAGCCUCAACUCUAUCAGAAGUAGUUUCCAGACUGUGCACGGAUACUUUGACUCCCUGGUAGAGCUGGUGGGGGGACACAACGGUGUAUGUCAAUACCGCUGCAGAUAUGGAGAACCACCUCAACCACGUCCAGGCUACCAACUCCCAGAGCCCAACGGCUGCAGCUCCUCUCUGGUGGGAUUCCAGGUGAAUAAUGCUCUUGACCUGGGGAUCCCUGCUAUGACAGAAUGCUGUAACCAGCUCGACAUGUGCUAUGACACUUGCGGGACAAGCAAGUACGACUGUGACGCCAAGUUUCGUUCGUGUCUGUAUGGCAUCUGCUCUGACCUUAAUAAGAGUCUGGGCUUUGCGUCGAAGGUCCAAGCCUGUGAAUCCAUGGCAGACACGCUCUACAAUACAGUGUGGACUCUUGGUUGUAGACCUUACAUGAACAGCCAGAGGGCAGCGUGUGUCUGCGAGGGAGAGGAGAGGGAUGAACUGUGACACAGGAACACUAUGGAACAACUCCUGGAUGCUUUCGCAGACAAAUAACAGAAACAUGGGUAUUUCCACAGAUUGUAUUGGCUUUUUUUGUCAGAGGAGAUACUUCACAAGAGCCCUCUCAAGACAAGGAGACGUAAAUGGGGACUGCAAAUGAAUAGUUUCUCAGGCUUUAUUCAUAGGCAGUACAGAUAUUAGGUAUCUGAAUAUGACUUUCAGAAUCUUAUUUAAUUGCUUAUGCAUGUUAUACUCUCCAUACUCCAUUUCAUUUUAGGCCAUUUUUAGGCCUCUAUAACUCCAUUACCAUAAAUUACUUUGAUGACUCCACACAAAGAGCCCGAUGGGACGGAUGUUGUAGUUGGAUUAAUUUCCUCUAGAUAGAAAGACAAGAUAAUUACUAUGGCUCACAUGGUUCGUUGUUUGCUGCUAUUUAUCACAAUAGUCUGCUCAAACCAAUGUCGUGUCAAUGUAAUGCCUAUUACAGCUACUAUGUUAAUGUCUGAUGUAAGUUAUUUCUUAUGAAUAAAUGCCUGACUAAUUGCAGUUUAACUGACAUGAUUAAUUCUAGAUUAAUUGUCAGAGUGAUGAAGCGCAUGCAUAUUUUCCGGGCAUGGCCAAGUGACAUCUCUUUUCCACCACACUGGAAUGUGUGGUGUGCUCGUCCAUCAGCCAUCGAUCACACCGAGCAAAUGAGUCAGAAUACAUAUAUGGAUGUUCUGCAUAUCAUUUUUUUUAAGUCAGUGAUGCUUUGAAAUAUAAACCACUUUUAUAAAUCCACAAAAUCUUUAAGCUGUGAUCAAGCCUGAGAAAUGCCUGAAAGUGUGACCUAGAAAAAGAUCCUUCAUGCUGUAGUUGUUACAAAUGAACUGUGGCCCCUCCGAGUGAUUUCUAAUAGAAAUGUCAUUCACUUUAAUGUCAAUAAAUUGUGCUGCCAGGCAAAGUGGCAAAGCCACAUAAAACUUGGAUGUAUUAACCAGAAUUUAAGUGAUCUACAGCAGUGUGACUGACACUGGAACUAAUAGGAAUAAAGAAGAGUGUAUAUACUGUAUAUCUGCAUGUAUAUAUGUAUAUGAGGGACAGCACAAUGGACUGCCCUGUGUAUGCCUGUCUGGUGUUUUAAAUGCUAAAUAAACUGAAAUGGUCAGUC
Molecule: messenger RNA, 2746 nt
Organism: Micropterus salmoides (largemouth bass)
Lineage: Eukaryota; Metazoa; Chordata; Actinopteri; Centrarchiformes; Centrarchidae
Gene: pla2g12b
Product: phospholipase A2, group XIIB
Exons: 4
Coding region: 619-1602 (327 amino acids)
Biological process (GO): arachidonate secretion; triglyceride homeostasis; phospholipid metabolic process
Cellular component (GO): extracellular region
Molecular function (GO): calcium ion binding; A2-type glycerophospholipase activity
Source: RefSeq, a predicted model, not a curated record